Messenger RNA from Wallemia mellicola CBS 633.66, 966 nucleotides. RefSeq names its product DnaJ-domain-containing protein. The transcript is spliced from 4 exons. Gene Ontology annotation, biological process: spliceosomal complex disassembly. The record is from RefSeq and is a predicted model, not a curated record. Gene Ontology annotation, cellular component: spliceosomal complex. The coding region runs from base 1 to 966 and encodes 321 amino acids. NCBI's taxonomy places the organism in Eukaryota, Fungi, Basidiomycota, Wallemiomycetes, Wallemiales, Wallemiaceae.
AUGACUGAAUAUGACGAUAUUGACGCAUUGGCUGUACUAGGUGUGACAGAGGAGGCUAGUGAAGCUGAGAUACGUAAAGCUUACAGGAAACGUAGUUUGAAAGUACACCCGGAUAGAAAUCCAGACAAUCCAGUGGCAGCUGAGGAAUUUCACAAAUUGACAAUAGCAGCUGAAAUACUUCUCGAUCCAUCGAAAAGAAUUCAAUUAGCGGAUGUAGCAAAGGCUAAGAAAGCUAAAGCAGAACGUUUUGCUAAAUUUGAUACCCGAAGGCAAGAUUUACAAGCUGAUUUAGAUAGACGCGAGAAAGAAGCUCUAGAAGAGCGAAAACUGGCACAAAAGCAGAAAAGAGAUGCACAAUCUGAGUUAGAAAGGGUACGCGAAGAGGGUAAACGUAGGCGGAUGGACAAAACACAACAACUCAAUCAGGAUCUCGAAAGAGAGAGUAAAUUGAACCUUGAUAAAGACCCCGAGGAAUCAUCACCUCAAGACAAAGUCAUUAGAUUGAAAUGGACACGUAAAGAACGUCCAAAUUGGUCAGGCGAUGUUAUUGAAUCUAAUAGGGAUGCAAUUUUUGCAAUACUGAGUACAUUCGGUAAGGUAAAUCAAGUUGUUUUACCACCAAAGAAGGAAUUUACAGCUUCUGGCAAGAAACCUAAAUCAUCGUCUGCGAUCGUUGAAUUUGAUGAUCUUGUUGGUGCUUUUGGAGCUGUUCAGAGUAGUAAAAGGGGCGUACUUGAUGGCGUAUCAGUUGAUUGGAUCGGCGGUGUUGAACCUUCAUCUAUUCAGGAACUUAGAGAUAGUGGACGGCUACAUGGGAAGUCUGAAAACACCUCUGGUGAUACCCCUUCAUUUGACUUUACCAUUCCCGUUCCAAAUAGCAAGAUAUCCUACGAAAGCGAAACUCUAAUGCGCAUGAAAGAGAGGGAGAGAUUGAGGCAACAGAUACUUGAAGAAGAAGGAGAAUAG